AUGCGAGACAACACUGCAGCCUCUCGCAAGUUCAUCGAUCUCAUUCGUCAGGCCUCGUCCAAGUGGGCUAAUUGGGACCCGCCGAUUGAGAUCAAGGUGGGAGACUAUGGGACGAUCGACAGUGAGACUGGAGAGCUCGACGUGGAAGGGAAUAUCUACGAUAUUGGAUUCCAAACAUCAUUGAAAAAUCAAGGCUUAAAUGUCGAUUUAUCUGACCCAUCAUGUCAGCCAACAAAGGGCGGAGUCGACGACAAUAUAAUCAUGUCUUCCUCGGGUGUUAAACAAGGAGAUUUCUCGCUGAAGCCAGAAGUCUCCUUUCUCAACCUGGCUUCUGCUUCCGUCAAGGCUGAAUUUCAGUUCCAAGAAGGCAAGCGAGGCGCCGUCCUCGUAAUGCACAAACCCCUGCAGGCAUACAUUCCACCGGGCAAGGUGCUGUCCACUGUACACAAAGCGACCGAGCUGCAGGACAAGUAUCUCGUCACCAGCACGUUCACGUGUCCAGGAUAUUAUAUCUAUUUAUCUAACAAGUCCGGAGAGAGGAUAGCACUGGCACUAACUGCUAGUGCACCAAUUCCAGCUGCAGCAGGUUUAAUUGCUGGCGGAACAGCCUCCAUGGAUUGGUGGACUGAUGCCCAAGCAGCAUUCCUCCGAAAAGCGGUUGAUAAGGCUGGGCAGUACCGCUACACGCCACUGUACAGCCUGAAGCACAGACAACAUUCUUUCAUAUCACGAAUCUUCCGCGGAGAAGAGGUAGAGCAAACAGAAGACGAUUUGUGGCCUGACUGUACGCCCCCAUGGCAGCCUCUUGAUGAAGAUGGAGCUGAAGAUCCAGUGUGGGAGGACGUGCGUCUAGUUUUGCUGACUCUUUCUAAUGCUUUUCGCUCAUGA
Messenger RNA from Suillus bovinus, 888 nucleotides. RefSeq lists its product as uncharacterized. The transcript is spliced from 5 exons. The record is from RefSeq and is a predicted model, not a curated record. Bases 1 to 888 code for a protein of 295 amino acids. NCBI's taxonomy places the organism in Eukaryota, Fungi, Basidiomycota, Agaricomycetes, Boletales, Suillaceae.